This is a messenger RNA of Cuscuta epithymum, 1151 nucleotides long. The record is from the annotation of a GenBank genome assembly. NCBI's taxonomy places the organism in Eukaryota, Viridiplantae, Streptophyta, Magnoliopsida, Solanales, Convolvulaceae.
UCUACUCUUCACUAAAAAAAAAAAAACAGGUUCACCCUUCCAUGUUCGGUCUACCCUUCCAUUUUUUUUCUACUCUUCACUAGCUCCACUUAGAUGUGUACUUCACCUUAAUUUCCUUCAAGCCUUCACCGGUCCCUUUCUAUUGAUAUCAUUCAUCCCAUCCAUAUCUUCUUCGUCGUAGCCAUCACACUACUCCAAAUUUCACCCUGAGGGUUAGUAUGGAGGGGAGUUGCAACGUCCACAUCCUCUUCAACCUUCUACUUGACUGCGGCGUUCAGUUCUUCUCGGGGAUAUUUACCAUUCCAGAGGUGGCAUGUUGCUCUGGAGUUGAAAUGGCAGUAAAAACAGAAGUUGAGUGCUUAUGUACUAGUCCCACGGAUAGGAUGCUUUUAGUCAUCUCAUUGAUCACAUCCAUAGCCAUGAGAAAAGAGAUGAGUGGAGAGAGUUUAGUAUAUGCUCAUGACCCAUCACUUGUAAAUGGCAAUAAUAAUGGUUAUUCUGAAAUCUCCACUGGUCCUUUAUCCCCAAGGGUUAGUAUGGAGGCGAGUUGCAACAUCAACAUCGUCUUCAACCUAAACUGUGUUCCGUUCUUCUCGGGCACAUCUUCCAUACCUGAGGAGGCAGAAGUUGAGUGUUAUGUGCUAGUCCCACAGAUCUCUUAACUCAUUCUGGUUUGGUAAUAAUGUCAUCCGGGGACGACUUGAUCUCCUCAGAGCAUGUCAUAGUCCUAUAUGGUACUCAGGCUUUGUUUGCAACCACUUAUGCUUAAAUAAAAGCACUUUUUGAUAAAAAGUGAUUAGUAGUAAAAGUUGGUAGUGUUUGGUAAAAUAAGUGCUUUUUGUGUAAUAGAAAAAGUAAAAAGUAGAUUCUACACAGAAGCCGAGAAAGUAAAAGUUGGUAGUGUUUGAUAAAAUAAGUGUUUUUUUCUUAAAAAAAACAAAAUCACUUUUCUUAAGUGGUUGCAAACAAAGCCUAAUAUUACUAGCACAUAUGAUCUUUGUGACAACUGUCAUAUAAUGUUCUUCAUCAAAAUAUUUAUGAGUCGUAGUCCUCUGCAAACAUUAACUUUACUCUUUUUUGUGACCAGAACUCUAUAUUCUUAAUGUUUAAUGUUUAUGAUUUGAGUUUAUUCAGUGGUUUCUAAAUUCUAG